AUGGAGCUCAACUGCGUAUUGGGCCGAGGCCCGUUAGCUCUCAAGAACCUGAAGAGGGUGAGCCAACCAGAGGAGAGCAAACUGCUUCGACCGCAUUUCGUCAAACACCUUUCCCUCCAUCAUCUCCUCUUUCUCUCUCUUUCCGACACCGGAAUGAGGCUGCUGCGAUCGGCUUCCGAACAGUCGAAACCCGUGCUCCAUUCCCUUAAACCCCGCUUGCACCCCGCCCUCCAUCUCUCUCCUUUCCUCCGCCCCUUCUCCGCGGACCCUGGACCCGGACCCGAACUGUCGCGCCAGCCCAACGACGACCCGAUAGUCGCCCAGGCGCUCGGCCUCCUGCAAGCCCCCGAGAAUUCAUGGAACGCCGCCGAGCUCAGUCGCCUCCUCUUCCCCAGUCCUCCCCCAACCCCUGCCCACUUCUCCAAGAUCGCCCUCGGCUUGGGCGCCUCCGACAAAGCCCUCAAGUUCCUCGAGUUCGUCCAAUCGAAUUCUCCCCGGGACGAUGCGCCGGUUUUCGUCUCUCAUACGUUCCAGUCCGUCGUCAAGCUCGCGAGCCGGGAACCCAGUUGGGAGAAGGCCCUGCUCGAGCUGUAUAAGAUGUCGAGACAGAGGGACAUUCGUUUGACUGUCAAUGCGUCGACCCUUCUGGUCAGCUUCUUUGGGAGGGCUGGAAUGGUUGAUGAGGCGGUUUCUGCGUUUGAGGAUGUUGACAGGAAUGCUAGAGACGGGGAGCUUUACGAAUUGUAUGUUGGUAUGCUCUUCAGACACGGGAGGUUCGAGGGUGCGUUGAAGGUGCUCGACGAAAUGCUCGACCCAGGUUCGAGAUUUGCCGCCUCGAACAUUCCGGGUAAGAUUUUUUUCUCGGCCUUGUUGAGGAGACUGCAAGGAGAGGGGGGCAGCGAUGCAGAUGAGAUUGUUGGGUUUUUCCUGAAGCUUAUCGAACUCGGUGUUUUUCCUGACUCGGUAACACUUUCGAAGAUAAUUAAGAAUCUCUGUCGGAAUGGGGAGAUUGGAAGAGCAUGGGAUCUUGUGCUGCGAGUGAUUCAAUCAGGUGGACCCGUCGAAGCGGCGCCCUUCAAUGUUAUUUUGGUUGAGUUGGGGAAGCGUCUCGACUUCAAGAGGAUGAAUGAGCUUAUGAUUAAGAUGAAAGAAAUUAAUAUUCCACCUGACAUUGUGACCUUGGGAAUACUGAUUAACCAUUUGUGUAAGUCUCGCAGAGUUGAUGAUGCAUUGGAGGUUUUCGAGAGGAUCUGCACUAAACAGGAAGAGGGGUUGUCUUGUAAACCCGAUACAGUCAUUUAUAAUUGUCUUAUUGAUGGACUUUGUAAAGUAGGAAGGCUAGAUGAAGGGGCAGAACUACUAAGAAAGUUGACAUUGCAGGAUGGUUGCAAGCCUAAUGUCAUUACUUACAACUGCUUGAUCGAUGGUUACUGUAAAUGUUGUGAGAUCGAUAAGGCUCGUCAGCUAUUUGAUCAGAUGAGUGAAGAAGGGGUGCAACCAAAUGUAGUCACUGUUAAUAUUUUGGUUGAUGGUAUGUGCAAGUUUGGGAGAGUCGGUCAUGCGGUUGAGUUUCUUAAAGAAAUGAAAGUAAGAGAUUCAGUUGCUUACUACACAUUGAUCUCUGGAUUGUGCAACGCUGGAAGAAUGGAUGAUGCCAGUUCUGUUGCAACAGAGUUGAAGGCAGCUGGGUUCUCACUUGAUGUUGUGUGCUACAAUAAUCUGAUUGGUGGUUUCUGCAGGAAAAAUAAAUUAGAGGAGGCUUACGAGAUGCUCAAAGAAAUGGAGAGCUCUGGAGUAAAACCUGAUACUGUCACUUAUAAUUGUUUGUUAUCCUAUUUUGGGAAAACUGGAAAUCUUACAACUGCAAAUAAGCUGAUGAGACAGAUGAUUGAAAAGGGUCUCGUUCCCACUGUUGUAUCAUACGGUGCACUGAUUCAUGGAUACUGCCUCAAAAACAAUGUUGAGGAAGCCAUGAAAGUUUUCAGGGACAUGAAUUCCGUGUCGAAGAUCCCACCCAACACAGUAAUAUACAACAUUCUCAUAGAAUGUCUAUGCAGGAAUGACAAAGUGGAUGGUGCCUGUUCCUUAAUGGACGAUAUGAUGGAAAAAGGGGUAAGGCCGAAUACCACUACAUUUAACGCAUUGUUCAAAGGCCUUCGUCAGAUGAAUUGGUUGAAGAAAGCAUUUGAAAUGAUGGAUAGGAUGAAUGAACAUGCCUGUAAACCUGAUUAUGUAACGAUGGAGAUUCUAACAGAAUGGCUUUCAGCUGUGGGUGAAGUAGGGAAACUUAAGAAUUUUGUCCAAGGCUAUGAAGUUUCAGCUUGCACUGCCUAA
This is a messenger RNA of Eucalyptus grandis, 2334 nucleotides long. Its product is annotated as pentatricopeptide repeat-containing protein At5g28460. NCBI's taxonomy places the organism in Eukaryota, Viridiplantae, Streptophyta, Magnoliopsida, Myrtales, Myrtaceae. The transcript has 2 exons. The record is from RefSeq and is a predicted model, not a curated record. The coding region runs from base 1 to 2334 and encodes 777 amino acids. Gene Ontology annotation, molecular function: protein binding.